Molecule: messenger RNA, 9114 nt
Organism: Coregonus sp. 'balchen'
Lineage: Eukaryota; Metazoa; Chordata; Actinopteri; Salmoniformes; Salmonidae
Source: the annotation of a GenBank genome assembly
ACGCCUACUCACUCCUGCCUUCCAUUUCGACAUCCUCAAGAACUAUGUCAAGACCUUUAACCACUCCACCAACAUCAUGCAUGUGAGUCCAUGGAGCAACAGCACUGAUCGUGUGGGUUCAUUUGAGCAACACUCAAGUAAACUCAAGGCAUUUGGCCCUUAACAUGAAACAUGUUAGAGAAACAAGUGGUAUAGUGUACAAGUAACUUUUUUUGCACCAGCUUCUCUGUUCUCAACGGCCCUCCGUAAUUAUUGGGACAGUGAAGCAUUUUGUCUUCUUUUGGCUCUAUACUUGAAAACUUUGGAUCCAUAUCGGGUGAACCGUUUAGAAAUUACAGCAGUUUUUUGAACAUAGUCCUCCCAUUUUAGGGGAGCAAAAGUAUUGGGACUAAUUCCCUUAUAUGUGUAUUAAAGUAGUCAAGAGUUAAGUAUUUGGUCCCAUAUUCAGAGCACGCAAUGACUACAUCAAGCUUGUGACUCUACACACUUGUUGGAUGCAUUUGCUGUUUGUUUUGGUUGUGUUUCAAAUUAUUUUGUACCUAAUAGAAAUGAAUGGUAAAUAAUGUAUUGUGUGAUUUUGGUGUCACUUUUAUUGUAAAUAAAAACAAUUCUACAUGAAUGUGGAUACUACCAUGAUGACGGAUAAUCCUGAAUGAAUCGUGAAUAAUGAUGAGUGAGAAAGUUGUACCCCCCCAAAAAUGCUAACCUCCCCUGUUAUUGUAAUGGUGAGAGGUUAGCAUGUCUUGGGGGUAUGAUAUAAUAAUAAUAAUAAUAUAAUAAUAAGCCAUUUAGCAGACGCUUUUAUCCAAAGCGACUUACAGUCAUGCGUGCAUACAUUUUUGUGUAUGGGUGGUCCCAGGGAUCGAACCCACUACCUUGGCGUUACAAGCGCCGUGCUCUACCAGUUGAGCUACAGAGGACCACGAUAUAAAAUGCUAACCUCCCCUGUUAUUGUAAUGGUGAGAGGUUAGCAUAUCUUGGGGGUAUGAUAUAAAAUGCUAACCUCCCCUGUUAUUGUAAUGGUGAGAGGUUAGCAUGUCUUGGGGGUAUGAUAUAAAAUGCUAACCUCCCCUGUUAUUGUAAUGGUGAGAGGUUAGCAUGUCUUGGGGACAAUGCAAAUAGUCUGGGUGGCCAUUUGAUUGAUAGUUCAGCAGUCGUAUGGCUUGGGGGUAGAAGCUGUUAAGGAGCCUUUUGGACCUAGACUUGGCGCUCCGGUACCGCUUGCUGUGUCGAUGUGAAUGGGGGCGUGUUUGGCCCUCCGUUUCCUGUAGUCCACAAUCAUCUCCUUUGUCUUGCUGAUGUUGAGGGAGAGGUUGUUGUCCUGUCACCACACUGCCAGGUCUCUGACCUCCUCCCUAUAGGCUGUCUCAUCGUUGUCGGUGAUCAGGCCUACCACCGUUGUGUCGUCAGGCAAACUUAAUGAGGGUGUUGGAGUCGUGCUUGGCCACGCAGUCUUGGGUGAGCAGAGAGUACAGGAGGGGACUAACCAUGCAUCCCUGAGGGGCCCCCGUGUUGAGGAUCAGUGUGGCAGAUGUGUUGUUGCCUACCCUUACCACCUGGGGGCGGCCCGUCAGGAAGUCCAGGAUCCAGUUGCAGAGGGAGGUGUUUAGUCCCAGGGUCCUGAGCUUAGUGAUGAGCUUUGUGGGCACUAUGGUGUUGAACGCUGAGCUGUAGUCAAUGAAGAGCAUUCUCAUAGGUGUUCCUUUUGUCCAGGUGAUACGUCAUUUAAGCAGGUUACCUUCGCUUUCUUGGGCACAGGGACUAUGGGUAUGAUAUUUGUGCGUCUGUAACUUUCUCACUGAUCAAUAUUCAUGAUUAAUUCAGGAUUAUAAACUGGUUGGUUUGAGCUAUGAAUUCUGAUUGGCUAAAAGCCAUGGUAUAUCAGAUCGUAUACCACGGGUAUGACAAUACAUUUAGUUUUACUGCUCUAAUUACGUUGGUAACCAGUUUAUAAUAGCAAUAAGGCUCCUCAGGGGUUUGUGGUAUAUGGCCAAUAUACCACGGCUAAGGGCUGUUCUUACACACGGCGCAACGCGGAGUGCCUGGAUACAGUCCUUAGCCGUGGUAUAUUGGUCAUAUACAACACCCCCUCAGGCUUAUUGCUUAAUUAUCCAUCAUCAUGGUAGCAUCCACAUUCAUGUAGAAGUGUUUAGAAACAUGUUCUAUUCUUAUUUACAAUAAAAGUGACCCCAAAAUGACACAAUACAUUAUUUACCAUUCAUUUCUAUUGGGCACAAGAUAAUCCGAAACACAACCAAAAUAAAUUGUUUUUAAAAAAGUGUAGAGUCACAAGCUUGAUGUAGUCAUUGCGUGCUAUGAAUAUGGGACCAAAUACUACACUUUUUACUACUUUAAUACACAUAUAAGGGAAUUAGUCCCAAUACUUUUGCUCCCCUACAAUGGGAGGACUAUGUACAAAAACCGCUGUAAUUUCUAAAUGGUUCACCCGAUAUGGAUGAAAAUACACUCAAAUUAUAGCUGACAGUCUGCACUUUUAACCUCACGGUCACUGUUUGAUUUCAAAUGCAAAGUUUUGAAGUAUAGAGCCAACGAAGAAAAGAUGCUUCACUGUCCCAAUAAUUACAGAGGGCACUGUAUAUAAAAUACUAGAUAUUCGAAGACAUAUCCUUUUAAUAGUCCUAGUCUAGUUUAGUUGCACUCGCCAGCACAUGCAAAUAGACGUUGUUGAUAGUAAUUAUGUAUGCGCUAAACGAGCAGUUAGAAUGAUGUAGUGAAGUAAGCAAAUAGCUUACAAAUAGCUUGUGAGUAGUUCUCAUCUCCCGCUCCAUCUGUCUUGUCAAGCUUAUCGGCUCUCUGUCUAAUGUAAACAAGUUUUGACACAGUUACAAAAAAAAGGGACAUUUAGGGGACGUUUACACGUCCAACACUUUGCAAUGAGUUUUUCGCUCGUCUCGUCUCCUCGUCACUCUUUUUAUUUGUGAAUGCAAAUGAUUGUUUUGAAACUUGUUCAUUGGAUGCAGCAUGUGUCAGACAGAGGAGGCUGGUGGGAGGGAGCUAAAUCUAUUCCAUUCCAGGUAUUACAAUGAGCCCGUCCUCCUAUAGCUCCUCCCGCCAGCCUCCCCUGGUGUGAGAAUGUAAGAGGUAGUGUGGUGAAGGAGGCAACACACAAUGUAUCCCAGAGAGUUAGUUGGAGGACUCAUCAUGGAUAGAACCCGUUUUAGCGUGUACACUGCCGUCGAGGGCUUCCACCAUUUGAAAGGAGUCAACUUGGUGGGAAUUCCUAUGGGUUGGGGAGUGAUCAGCCAAAUAUCAGAGCAUUGUCUCCUUGUUGCAUUGUUUGCAAAUGGCUUUAAACUAUAUCACAUGCUAUCUAGUGGCCACAAUAAAUGAAUGACACGAGAUAUGAUUCAGGACUCCGGCGCUGCAGGUGUCUGUAAAUCACCAAUAUUAGCUUUAUGCUUUUUUUCAAACACAAAACAAGAAAAUGGACUACUUCAAAAUGGAGACAGCCUCGGUGACGCUGCCCGUGCUGUCACAGACACCAUAAUGGGACAGAUACAAAGAUGAUUCCUCUAACUAACUCCAUGGUCUCUCCCCUGCUUGUUGGUGUCAGUCUAAGUGGCGCCGCCUGGUGGCCGAGGGAAAGAGCUGCCAGGACAUGUUCAGUCACAUCAGCCUGAUGACUCUGGACAGUCUGCUCAGAUGUACCUUCAGCUACAACAGCAACUGCCAGGAGUGAGUAACCUGUCUUUAAUAUGACUGAUACAGAAGCAGUGAGUAACCUGUCUUUAAUAUGACUGAUACAGAAGCAGUGAGUAACCUAUCUUUAAUAUGACUGAUACAGAAGCAGUGAGUAACCUUCUACCUCUGAUUCUGACUGAGACAAGAGCCCAGUAACCUUCUACCUCUGAUACUGACUGAGACAAGAGCCCAGUAACCUUCUACCUCCGAUACUGACUGAGGCAAGAGCCCAGUAACCUUCUACCUCCGAUACUGACUGAGGCAAGAGCCCAGUAACCUUCUACCUCUGAUACUGACUGAGGCAAGAGCCCAGUAACCUUCUACCUCUGAUACUGACUGAGGCAAGAGCCCAGUAACCUUCUACCUCUGAUUCUGACUGAGGCAAGAGCCCAGUAACCUUCUACCUCUGAUUCUGACUGAGGCAAGAGCCAAGUAACCUUCUACCUCUGAUACUGACUGAGGCAAGAGCCCAGUAACCUUCUACCUCUGAUACUGACUGAGGCAAGAGCCAAGUAACCUUCUACCUCUGAUACUGACUGAGGCAAGAACCCAGUAACCUUCUACCUCUGAUACUGACUGAGGCAAGAGCCCAUCUCACUACACGUAUAUUCUAUAAGAUCAGAGUAGCCAUACAGGCUAUAAUAUCAGUGAUAUCUACUGUAUUGUGGAAGGACGACCAGAAGUGACCUCAAGGACAGAUUCUUUCCAUCUGUUGUGUGUUGUAUGUUGCAGCAUUUUGGACCAGUCUCUCUUAGCAGGGCAUAUUCAUUUGUUUAAUCGAAUUGGUUUAUAGCGCUAAUCCGGAAAUACAACUGUUUAGUACAUCAGAUAAGCAAAUCACCUCUUUCACUGUACUCUACCCUCCCUCCUCUAUCCAACUCUAAUGUCUCAUUACUCCCCUCUACCCUCCCUCCUCUAUCCAACUCUAAUGUCUCAUUACUCCCCUCUACCCUCCCUCCUCUAUCCAACUCUAAUGUCUCAUUACUCCCCUCUACCCUCCCUCCUCUAUCCAACUCUAAUGUCUCAUUACUCCCCUCUACCCUCCCUCCUCUAUCCAACUCUAAUGUCUCAUUACUCCCCUCUACCCUCCCUCCUCUAUCCAACUCUAAUGUCUCAUUACUCCCCUCUACCCUCCCUCCUCUAUCCAACUCUAAUGUCUCAUUACUCCCCUCUACCCUCCCUCCUCUAUCCAACUCUAAUGUCUCAUUACUCCCCUCUACCCUCCCUCCUCUAUCCAACUCUAAUGUCUCCAUACUCCCCUCUACCCUCCCUCCUCUAUCCAACUCUAAUGUCUCCAUACUCCCCUCUACCCUCCCUCCUCUAUCCAACUCUGUCUCAUGGCUCCUUUCCUUUCCUCCAGGAGUUCCAGUGACUACAUAGCAGCCAUCUUUGAGCUGAGCACCCUGGUGAUCGAGCGGAGAGGUCGUAUCCUGCACCACUGGGACUGGCUGUACUGGAGGUCCCCAGAAGGACAACGCUUCAAACAGGCCUGUAGUGUAGUACACAGGUAGGAGUUGGCAAAAUUCUGGAAAUGUUCCUGAAAUUCCAAGGUUUUCCUGAAAUUCUGGUUGGAAAAUUCCCGGAAGCUGGAAAUCCAGGAAUCCUCCAACCAGUAUUUCUGGAACACUUGGGAAUUUUCAGAAAGUAACUGGAAUUGUACAACCCUAUACACAGGUUCACCAGCACUGUGGUCCAGGAGCGCAGAGCACAGCUUCUCCUCCAGGGGGAGCCAGAGAGCCAGGCUGACACCACAGGAGGGGAGGAGAAGAGAAAGAGAGUAGCAGACUUCAUUGAUUUGUUACUGCUGUCAAAGGAUGAGGAGGGCCGUGGUCUCACAAAUGAGGAGAUAAAAGCAGAGGCAGACACUUUCAUGUUUGGAGGUGAUCCUCAAGGGGUUAGGUCCACUCUAUCCCUUUCUACAGUUACCCUGACAGUAUAUCCUAUCAGAAACUACUGUAUUUACCCUGGCAGUAUAUCCUAUCAGAAACUACUGUAUUUACCCUGGCAGUAUAUCCUAUCAGAAACUACUGUAUUUACCCUGGCAGUAUAUCCUGUCAUAAACUACUGUAUUUACCCUGGCAGUAUAUCCUAUCAUAAACUACUGUAUUUACCCUGGCAGUAUAUCCUAUCAUAAACUACUGUAUUUACCCUGGCAGUAUAUCCUGUCAUAAACUACUGUAUUUACCCUGGCAGUAUAUCCUGUCAUAAACUACUGUAUUUACCCUGGCAGUAUAUCCUAUCAUAAACUACUGUAUUUGAGACUUUAUUCUCUCUCAGGUCAUGACACCACGGCCAGCGGGAUCAGCUGGGUUCUGUAUAACUUGUCUCAGCAUCAGGACUACCAGGACCGCUGUAGAGCCGAGGUCCACAACCUGCUACAGGACCGACAGACAGAGGACAUAGACUGGUCAGAUCCUGUGUCUGUCUGUCUCUGUCUGUCUGUAUGUCCGUCUGUCCAUCUGUUCGUCUGUCUGUCCAACUGCUUGCCUGUCUGUCUUUCUUUCUGUCAGGGGGGCGGGUCAUACCACAGGGUGAGGGCAUGGGGACGGGUCAUACCACAGGGUGAGGGGAGGGGGACGGGUCAUACCACAGGGUGAGGGGAGGUGGACGGGUCAUACCACAGGGUGAGGGGAGGGGGGCGGGUCAUACCACAGGGUGAGGGCAGGGGGACAGGUCAUACCACAGGGUGAGGGGAGGUGGACGGGUCAUACCACAGGGUGAGGGGAGGUGGACGGGUCAUACCACAGGGUGAGGGCAUGGGGACGGGUCAUACCACAGGGUGAGGGCAGGGGGACAGGUCAUACCACAGGGUGAGGGGAGGUGGACGGGUCAUACCACAGGGUGAGGGCAGAGGGACUGGUCAUACCACAGGGUGAGGGGAGGGGGACGGGUCAUACCACAGGGUGAGGGGAGGUGGACGGGUCAUACCACAGGGUGAGGGGAGGGGGGCGGGUCAUACCACAGGGUGAGGGCAGGGGGACAGGUCAUACCACAGGGUGAGGGGAGGUGGACGGGUCAUACCACAGGGUGAGGGGAGGGGGACGGGUCAUACCACAGGCUUUUCUCAAAUGGGGCACAUUUGUAGUAAUGUAAAGUUCUCUUCAUUUCAACAUGGUAGGAAUGUGUUCUCAUCUGUCUAGUUCUUUCCAGGAGAUGAAACAAGGAGCGGAGUCUGGGAUCUCUGUAUGCCAAGACUCCCAAACAGACCAGUCCUUUCUGUAUGUGUGAAUUAUCCAUAAAAGAGUGACUGGUGUGUUGUGUUUCUGCAGGGAGGACCUGAGCAGCCUCCCCUUCACCACCAUGUGUAUCAAAGAGUCUCUGAGACUGCACUCCCCUGUGUCUGCUGUCACCAGACAAUACACUCAGGACAUGACGGUGCCAGGGGGACGGGUCAUACCACAGGGUGAGGACAGGGGGAUGGGUCAUACCACAGGGUGAGGGGAGGGGGACGUGUCAUACCACAGGGUGAGGACAGGGGGACGGGUCAUACCACAGGGUGAGGACAGGGGGACGGGUCAUACCACAGGGUGAGGGGAGGGGGGCGGGUCAUACCACAGGGUGAGGGGAGGGGGACGGGUCAUACCACAGGGUGAGGGGAGGGGGGCGGGUCAUACCACAGAGUAAGGGGAGGGGGACGGGUCAUACCACAGGGUGAGGACAGGGGGACGGGUCAUACCACAGGGUGAGGACAGGGGGACGGGUCAUACCACAGGGUGAGGGGAGGGGGACGGGUCAUACCACAGGGUGAGGGGAGGGGGACGGGUCAUACCACAGGGUGAGGGCAGGGGGACGGGUCAUACCACAGGGUGAGGGGAGGGGGACGGGUCAUACCACAGGGUGAGGACAGGGGGACGGGUCAUACCACAGGGUGAGGACAGGGGGACGGGUCAUACCACAGGGUGAGGGGAGGGGGACGGGUCAUACCACAGGGUGAGGGGAGGGGGACGGGUCAUACCACAGGGUGAGGACAGGGGGACGGGUCAUACCACAGGGUGAGGGGAGGGGGACGGGUCAUACCACAGAGUGAGGGGAGGGGGACGGGUCAUACCACAGGGUGAGGGCAGGGGGACGGGUCAUACCACAGGGUGAGGGGAGGGGGACGGGUCAUACCACAGAGUGAGGGGAGGGGGACGGGUCAUACCACAGGGUGAGGGCAGGGGGACGGGUCAUACCACAGAGUGAGGGGAGGGGGACGGGUCAUACCACAGGGUGUAUUUGAAUAUAUUUGCAUAUAUAAAAACAUUAACAUAAAAGGGUGGAACAGAGCUGCAACCACCAAACACCUGCUCUGACUACUCUACCUGCUCUGACUACUCUACCUGCUCUGACUACUCUACCUGCUCUGACUACUCUACCUGCUCUGACUACUCCACCUGCUCUGACUAAUCUACCUGCUCUGACUACUCUACCUGCUCUGACUACUCUACCUUCUCUGACUACUCUACCUGCUCUGACUACUCUACCUGCUCUGACUACUCCACCUGCUCUGACUACUCCACCUGCUCUGACUACUCCACCUGCUCUGACUACUCUACCUGCUCUGACUACUCCACCUGCUCUGACUACUCUACCUUCUCUGACUACUCUACCUCUCUGACUACUCCACCUGCUCUGACACUACUACCUGCUCUGACUACUACUACCUGCUCUGACUAUCUUCUACCUGCUUCUGACAUACUCUACCUGCUCUGACUACUCCACCUGCAUCUCUAGACUACUCUACCUCCUUGACUAUUCAACCAAUGCAUAGCAGUCUGAUUAAAGACAUCCCAUCGAUUCGCUGCUAAUUACACUGUAUCUCCUUUCCUAUUCAUUCAGCAUCUGUCUGUCUAGCAUCUACGGAUGUAAACAUCAACCUGAUUGGCUACUAACUUUACACCUAUCUACACAUCUACACAUCAAAGAUUCUUUCUGUCUGCUUUCAUUGUGCGAAGGCUAACUAGUUGAACAUUUCCCCUGCAUUACUUCCUUUAGUUCAACAUAAAAACCAUGCACUGACCCUGAGCUCAAGGCGCAUACCCAUGCUUAUACUCUUCUCUUUCGGACCUAGGUUUGGAUUCUCUUUGUAUGAUCAUUCUACACAUGAUCAUCACAGCCCAGGCGUGACAUAGCCCAAUGUUUACAACCUGGUCCCUGAUCCGUUUGUGCUGACAUGACAGUGCAAACGGAUCUGGGAACCAGUCUGUGAUGAUACUCGGUGAAACAGCAUUAACCAUCCCGAUCAUUCUGUGCUAUAGGAACUGUAUAGGUCAGAAGUUUGCCAUGGCGGAGCUGCGUGUGGUGGUGGCGCUGACCUUGAGGAGGUUCCGCUUGACCCCUGGGGGGGUGGAGGUGAGGAGGCUGCCCCAGCUGGUGCUCAGGGCCGAGGGGGGGCUGUGGCUGAUGCUGGAGACCCUAGACACCCCCCAGGAC